Messenger RNA from Limulus polyphemus (Atlantic horseshoe crab), 1494 nucleotides. It is a transcript of the gene Mctp, whose product is annotated as multiple C2 and transmembrane domain-containing protein 1-like. Gene Ontology annotation, molecular function: calcium ion binding. Gene Ontology annotation, biological process: regulation of neurotransmitter secretion. The transcript has 14 exons. Gene Ontology annotation, cellular component: synaptic vesicle membrane. NCBI's taxonomy places the organism in Eukaryota, Metazoa, Arthropoda, Merostomata, Xiphosura, Limulidae. The annotation marks the transcript as partial. The record is from RefSeq and is a predicted model, not a curated record.
GUUGCUAUCAAGACUUUAAACCCAAAAUGGAUAGAGCAAUUUGAUCUUCACAUGUAUUCUGACCAGUCAAAGAUGUUGGAAAUCACCGUGUGGGAUAAAGAUUACCAUAAUAAAGACGAUAUAAUGGGCAGAUGUACAAUUGAUCUAAAUACCUUGGAGAAAGAAACAACUCACAGGAUAUGGAAAAAUCUAGAAGAUGGAGCAGGAUCCAUCUUCUUUCUUCUAACUAUCAGUGGAACUCAAGGGACAGAAACAAUCUCUGAUUUAUCUGCAUGUAUAGUGGAUCCAAAUGAGAGAGAGAAAUGUGUUGCAAGAUAUGGGUUUCUGUAUAGUCUAAGAAAUCUAAAAGAUAUUGGGCACUUGACUGUUAAAGUAUUUAAAGCUCAAGGAUUAGCGGCAGCUGACAUUGGGGGUAAGAGCGACCCCUUUUGUGUGGUAGAACUGGUGAAUUCUCGACUGCAGACUCAUACAGAAUAUAAAACUUUGGCUCCUGAGUGGAAUAAGAUAUUCACAUUUCUAGUAAAGGACAUCCAUUCUGUGUUGGAGGUUACUGUGUAUGAUGAAGAUCGUGAUAAACGGUGUGAGUUUCUUGGAAAAGUUUCUAUUCCUUUGCUAAAGAUCAAGAAUGGUGAGAAACGAUGGUAUGCAUUAAAGGACAAAAAACUGAGAGGUCGUGCUAAAGGCCAGAUUCUUUUGGAGUUGGACAUUGUAUAUAACCCUGUAAGAGCAAGUAUUAGAACAUUCAAUCCCAAGGAAGUUAAAUACAUGCAAUCUGAGCAGAAGUUUAAAAGAUCGAUUUUUAUGAGAAAUGUACAUAGAAUGAAAACAAUGGCACUGGAUUUUGUUGAAGUGGCCAAGUUUCUUAAUAGCUGUUUUCAGUGGGAAUCUGCUCCACGAAGCAUUGUAGCUUUCAUUGCUUUUCUCAUCAUUAUUUACACAGUGGAGUUGUAUAUGGUGCCCAUUGUCCUUCUCUUAGUUUUUUUGAAGAAUUACAUCAUUAUCACUGUGACAGGGCUAAGCUUUAUUAAUCGUGAUGAAGAAGAGGUAGAUUUUGAAGAUGAUGAUGAAGAAGAAGAAGAUGAUGGUAAAGAUACUAAGGGGGAAGAAAAGAAGUCCUUGAAGGAGAAGCUUCAAGCAGUGCAGGAAGUGACAGCAAUGGUUCAAAAUAUCUUAGGAGAAAUUGCAUCUAUGGGGGAAAGAGCAAAAAAUACAUUCAAUUUUAGUGUCCCAUUUUUGUCAUGGUUAGCCAUCUUUGUUUUAACAGUGGGGACAGUAGUCUUGUAUCAUGUCCCAAUUCGUUACAUAUUUAUGGCUUGGGGAAUCAACAAAUUUACUAAAAAACUGCGCAAUCCACAUGCAGUACCAAACAACGAACUUUUGGACUUCCUUUCCAGGGUCCCUGAUAAUGAUGAAAAGAUAAUGUACAAGGAUAUUAGACCAAAUGUUAGCCUUUUGACAGAAGCUGAUAAGAGAAAGACAAAGAAAACAAGCUGA